GAUGCGGAGCGCCGGCGCCGCAGCAAGAUGCUGGAUGGAGACCGCCUGCGGCGCGGCCGCCUCGCCUGCUGCCUAGCGCUGCUCGCGCUGCUCGCCCGCGCCCCGCCGCCCAACGCCGCCUACUUCGGGCUGACUGGGAAUGAACCCCUGACCAUCCUCCCUCUGACCUCAGAAAUGGAGGAAGCUGCCGUCAAGGCCCACUACAAAGUGUGCGACCGCCUGAAGCUGGAGAAAAAGCAGCGCAGGAUGUGUCGGCGGGACCCUGGGGUGGCCGAGACCCUCGUGGAGGCCAUCAGCAUGAGUGCCCUGGAGUGCCAGUACCAGUUCCGCUUCGAACGGUGGAACUGCACGCUCGAGGGGCGCUACAGGGCCAGCCUGCUGAAGAGAGGUUUUAAGGAAACAGCCUUCCUCUAUGCCAUUUCCUCAGCAGGGCUCACCCAUGCCAUGGCCAAAGCCUGCAGCGCUGGGCGUAUGGAGCGUUGCACCUGCGAUGAAGCCCCUGACCUGGAGAACAGGGAGGCCUGGCAGUGGGGCGGCUGUGGCGACAACCUCAAGUACAGCAAUAAGUUCGUCAAGGAGUUUCUGGGGAAGAAAUCCAUCAAGGACCUGCGAGCCAGGGUGGACUUUCACAACAACCUCGUGGGCAUGAAGGUCAUCAAAGCUGGGGUGGAGACUACCUGCAAGUGCCACGGAGUAUCUGGAUCCUGUACUGUCCGAACGUGUUGGCGACAGCUCUCUCCGUUCCACGAGAUUGGCAAGCAGCUGAAGCAGAAAUACGAGACGUCGCUCAAAGUCGGCAGCACCACCAACGAGGCCACCGGGGAAGGGGACAUCUCGCCACCCAAGAAGUCCAUCCCUGGUCACAGUGACCAAAUCCCAAGGACUACGGAUCUUGUCUAUAUUGACGAUUCCCCCAGCUUCUGUCUGAUGAGCAGGUAUUCACCUGGGACUUCAGGAAGGAAAUGUUACAAAGACAAAAACUGCGACAGCAUCUGCUGUGGCCGAGGUCACAACACGCAGAGCAGGGUGGUCACCCGGCCGUGCCAGUGUCAGGUCCGCUGGUGUUGCUACGUGGAGUGCAAGCAGUGCACUCAGAGAGAAGAGGUUUAUACCUGCAAGGACUAACACCUGCUCUUCUUACCGGAUGCCCUCAGCGAUGGGAGAUCAGGAUCUAUGAGAAUUAUAUAUGGAGACAAACAGGGUGUGAUUGACCGUCUUGGGAUCUGAAAGCUAUGUUGAGACCUAAGCACUUUGUAGGGUACAGGUGACCCAGUUGUGUGUUUUGCUUGUUUUUUCUAUAGACUGAAUUUUUAAUCAUGAGGUCCAACCACGUGGAAACAAGUGCCUGUCAUGCCCGGGUUAGGUGUCAGCUGACCCUUUGCCAAAGCCAUCCAUAAAUCCACUCAGCUUGACAGAUCAUUCAUUUAUCUUGAAAGUCCUUGAUUGCUUCCUCAGUCCUCCAUAAGCUCCCUGGCAAAAUUAUUCUCCCUGGAAUAAACACCUGUGUGCCCUACUCUACUUUUUAUUCCUGAAACUUGCCUGACUGAAUGGAGAGCCAAGCAGAUGAAUGAGAGAAACUUGAUUUAAAGUAUUUCUGCCUUUAAAAUGUAAUAGUGGCGAUGUCUCUCUAAAGAAAGAGGGGAAAAUGGGUGUGGGCAAGCUUCAGAAAAUGAGUUGCUCUUCUAAGGGAGUUUCUGCAGAUCGAGCGUCCAAGGCUGUAAUGAAGAGACCCAUAUAGAAAGCUGGCCGCUUAACAGCGAUUUUAUAUAUCGGUGUAACUCCAAAAAUGUUGGGUCCACCAUGUUACGGGCAAAUCCAUCCGACAAAGAGCUUGAGGAGACAGUCCAAUGAUGCACAUGUCCCACUCCCUGCAGUCCAGUCAAACACGCAUCUCUACAUGUUCUCCAGAUGCAGUUUCUUUAGCACUGUCAUGGUCUUAAAUUGUUUUUAAAGAAAAACCACUAGAUCUUUGCUUCACUUUGGUAAAGGAGUAAUCCCUCUUGCCUCUCGUUGAUCGACGUUGACCCUGUGGAGGCUGCUGUAGAAAUCCAGACUGGAACUUGUUAGUCUUAUGGCGACAAAAUUUGGAUACUUGUCUUUCUGAUAGCUGGCUUUUGACCACAUGAAUUCCAUUGCAUCUCGAUGCUGGCUUGACACUUGCAUUUUAUAGGAGCUGUUCUGGACUGGAUUGGACCUUUUGGAGGAGAAGAUGUUAUUUUAUUAGGUCAUCAUUCCAUUUACUCUAAACCAUGGCAGUUGUACAUGGCACAAACUAGAGGUAGACCCUACAACCGUAAGCUUUUCAUUUUAUUUUUUUAACCACUAGAUCGAGUAUUUCUACAUACAGCUACUUACCAGUAACCAACCCUUGGAGAUUGCAAACCUCUAGUCAAACAUGACACGAGCUGGGCAAGGAAGCCAACCAUCAAAUGCAGCGGUAGCUAGCUCCAGCGCUGUGAACUAAACGACAACCUCCAUUUAUUUCUUAAAAAGGAUAUUUUACAAUAUAGGAAUUGAUAUGGCAGUUUGUCUUCAGUCCUAUAACACCGCUGCUGGGAUCAGAAACAGCUGGUAAAUGCCUCAACAAAGCUUCCUAAGGAAAUGUUGGAGAGUGGAAGGCAUCUUUUUUUUGUUCUUGAAGUCCUUGAUUUUUUUUUUUUUCCAUUAGUAGCAAUUUCACUAGUUCAUAACCCAUGGAUCUGUGUUUUUGAGAGAGGAAAGUUGGCUGGGAUCUUUCUCCUUCCAGGAAAAGUAAAUGCCUAUUGCAACACAGGAGAGCGUUGUCUUCCAAGAAGGACUGUUGUGCUCGGAGAGCCUCUUCAAUUAGCAGCCACUAAUAUUCAAGCUGUUCGUGUGCAUCAACUGGGAAGGGAAAGGUUAUAUGUAGUGUAGGGGAUUCUCUUUUUAAUUUUUUUAAAUGUUUUUCUUUAAGGACAAAUUGCAGUUCAGCCUGACUUUUAGUGUACUCCUUGGAGCUGGGAAGACUGGAGGAAAUGGGGGACGGGGAAAUAAAGGGUUGCCUUUCAAUGCUCUGCAGCCCUGCAACACAACACGCCUGGCUCUUUGUCUGAUUCUGGACACGGGGUGGAGUUGGGCCCGUCGUUUCUGCCGCGGCAGAUGCACAGCAACACGUUGGACGCGGUGAGCGAAGGAGGAAUCUGCGACUUCCACAAGAGGCAUUGGUUUGGAAGUAGUGCACGAGCAGUUUACCUGGGUGUUUGUGGGGGGGGUUUUGGGUUUUUUUUUUUAUCUUUUGAUUUUUUUUUUUUUAAGAGACUGAACAGAAGUCUAUUCGGUGUGGAGAUGGAUAUAGAUAUAUCUAUCUAUCUCUCGCACGCAAGCAUACAUAAAAUAUAUAGAUAUAUAUAUAUAAAAAAAUAUUGAAUGAACAUUUAUUUAUUAUAAAGCCUUUCUGAAGGACCUUCUUAUGGUUUCAAUGUGGUAUUAUGUGUGUCUCUCUCUCAUGCACAAACUCACUGUAAGGUUUUUGCCAUCCCUUUCCUCCCCACCUUCUCCUAAACACAACUUAAACUGAGAUCCAAAACCGCCACCAAAACCUUGAGGAAUUGGCCCAUCCGGACCCAUCUCUACUUAAUCUUUUUUUACUUUUUUUUUUUUAAAGUGCUUUUUAUGUACUUAAACAUAUAUAAAAAAAUAUAUAUGGGCGUGACUUCUUUCUUUUUGCUGGUGUCUCCAUCCUCCAUUGAUUUGCUGGGGUAUUUCCACACUUGCGCUGAUGCGAGGGAAGAAGGAGGCAUCCUCGCUGCAUAGAGGGAGAGGUUGGUGGCACAGAGGUUACAUUUGAGUUUGUGCAUUGUACAAAGAGGAUACGUGAGCUUGCACACUAUGUACUUUUUUGUUUUUUCCCAAGCAGUGUGUCUGGUGAUGGGGGCGGGGGGGAGAGAGGUGGGGGAAAUGAGGCAAACUGUUAAAAUAUUGCAUAGAGGUAAGGGGCAAAGAGUGAAUGAACUACUGAGUGAAAGAGCUCUUCUGUGUAUUAGGACUCACGCACUGAAGCCUGGAUGCUUUCUGUAAGUAUUUAAAAACAAAUUGUAUUUAUGUUAAUGUGGAUAUAUUACUUUCCUGUUUAUAUAUUGUAAAUAGCAAGGUUUAUUCUCCUGUGGUUAAAGAAAAAAAAGGUAUAAAUAACUAAAUAGUAGCGAGGCACAUGCAUUAAAUGUAUAGGCAGUGUAUAACAUAUAUACUAACACUCUGAAAUCAGGAGAACUUAUCUCUGUCUCUCUGGCCUUUUUGACGAAGGUGGUAUAGCAUAUGGGUUACCUUCUUAUUGUUGGGGGUGGGGGGGUUAAUGCCGAGGUUUUCCAGUGUUUGCCUUAUCUUUGGAAAAGAAACGAGUAGGGCAGAAAAUGUCUCCUUUUAGAAAAGUCUUGAGCACUUGUUUAGGGUGGAACAAAUGCGUGGUUUUAAAAGCUGUCUUGCAACCCAGUGCACAAACGUGGCAGAGUCCAAUCCCUCUCUGUAGCUUUUGUGAAGCCUCUUCUGGAAGUUAGCUGGGAACUAGCUGUUUCACCGGGAAAUUGAAAAAAGCAAUACGAGACCUGUCUCUUAAGGACUUGCUAAGGUUUGGAGCAACUUCCAGAGAGCCCUCUGGGGUUCAUCCCUAUGAAGCUCUGCUUUUCCAUGGGCGCUGGUCCUGCUAUCACUCCCACCAUGGAAACUCCAUUGCAAUCCCUUGUUAAUGGCAUCAAAAAACUGAGAUGAAAGCAGAGUUGAGUCCCAGAUUUUUCACAGUGCCAUUUUUUUUUUGCAAAGAAAGCAAAGCUUUACUUACUUUCCUAAGACGGACUCUCUUGCAGCAAAUAUAACUGGGGAGGGAUGGAAGUUGAGUGGGGAAGCACUCUGCUUUUUCAUUCCCCCUCCUUGUUCUCGUUUCCACUCCCCCAGGUGUGUUUCAAAAGUCUGGUUUUUCCUUAGUGGGUCCAGCAAGACUUGCAAGGUAUUGCCAGUAUGUGUGCGUGGGGGCGGGGAGGGGUGCAACCAUUAUUUAUAUAACUUUUUUUUUUUCAAAAUUAAAAAAAAAAAUUAGCGGAUGGAAGAAUAUUUUUAUUGAAUAGUGCAUUUAGUUAUGUCAGAAAUAUAAAAUAUAAUAUUUUUGUAAACAAGGCAAACUGAAAAUGUUUGCUGUUUUAUAUUAGAAUUUUCUAUUAUAAAAUAAUUAAAAAAAAACAACCCACGCAAAUAAUUGUUGCACCCGCCAUUGGUUAUUUAACAAGCUUCUGUUCUGUGUGACUGACUGUUCUGUGUGCUGGUGCAGAGAAGUGCAAAACAAGUCCUAAACGUUACGUUCAUCCGGUCUUUCAACUUCAGAAGACUUUUAAAUGGGCAAAGCAAGCAGUGUUGAGUCUAGUUAGGUGAACGGACACGGUUGUUUAAAUACUACUUUUGUCAUUUGUACCAAAACUAGGAUUUGAUUUGGAGAAAGAUGCAAAAAUUCACAAUAAAGAUGCCCCCGUGCUUAUUAUUUUUUUAAUUGACCUACAUUCUGGGAUAGUGUUGGGUGUAAUAAAGCAAAGACGCACGGCACCCUCUGACUUCAGUAGCAGUCACUUUAAAAAUAAAAAAAAAAAUUUAAAAAAGGUUGAAAUUUGGUCCGUGCCAGUCGCGCAACUUCUGGCAACCUCGUUAGGAGGCAGAGGCUAAUGUUGAGGACUUUUUGUCACCUGUUAGCAAAGUUUUGUAACUUUUAACUGCUCUGAAAAGGAUAUUGUGAGAAGGGAGAAUUUUUCAACUGCUUGUAUUAUCUUGAAUUCUGGGGUAAGACUGAGGUUGCCCUUUUCUUUUCAAAAAGAUGUAGGAAAAUGGCAACAUCAAAGGAUAAAAUCUGACGAGGGAAGAGACAUUUUGUGAUGGAGCAUUUACAAAGCAGCUCAGUUGCAAAACUCUUUGGGGUAGCUUUAUAUUGUAAUGGGUUUUAAUGGCUGAGAAAUAGUCCUGGUUUGAUGUUUCAAAAGCGCCACGUGCUUCCUGUGGUCUACACCAAAGUCGGCAGUAAGGGCAGCGCCAGGCUAAGCAUCACUUUGCUUGCCUUAUUCAGCUUUAUUUGGCUGCUAAGGUGAGGAAGGUCUAAUUUUCCUCAGUUCAGGUAUACUUAACAUAAGAAUGCCCUUAAUGGCCGAUGACACUUAUCAGUUGGAGGAUGUUGCCCAUAGAUGUGUCCUAGAGUGAAUGGUCACGUGUGUAUCCAUGGGGGUGACCAUUCUCCCACCACAACCAGAUGGUCAUCAGAUGAGUUUUUUUAAGCCUAGUGACUUUUUUGGAGGGGGUGGGGGGUGGAUGUACAUCAGCCAUUCAGAGGAAAAAUCUCCAUACUACAGAAUCACUCAAAUUCCCAGUUGCUUCACUCGAACCCUGUACAGGUGGAAAGGGGGAACAUCUUUUAUGUAUUUUUUUUUUUUUUCUGAAAUGAAGGUUAAAUAUCUUGAUAGGAGUACGAUUGAAAUGUUUGCCGAAUUGGCAGCACGGUGCCAUUUUCUGCUAGCUCUAGCAAAGAGGGUCACGUUCUGCUUUGGGGCAAGAGGAAUGUAGAGGAAAACCAUAAAUGUAAUGCUGCAUGUGGACAUCCAGUUGGGUUCAAAUGGAAGGGGACACUUCUGACCUUUGCUUCCUUUCUGCUAGAAGCAGCACCGCGUUUUCCAGGGAUGAAUGACUCUCCCUCCCCUCUUUUUUUUUCGGGGUCCGUUUGGAAGGGGCUACCCAAGUUGUGAAAGCAGAGCUCACUUCCUCACUCCCGUUGUGCAUGCUGGAAUCUCGUUGGGGUGCCCACGUACUCCGGGCACGGCUCUUUGUGUAACAAGAGCACUGAAGCCCUUGGUCUCCAAGGCGCUGGGGAAAUAUUUAAUGUGGCAUUUGCCAAGAGGUAGGAGCAGCAAGUUAGGUUACUUUGGCCUGCUAACAGCCUCACCAGCUCCUUCUGGAUGAAACCUAUCCAAAGUCGUCUUCUCAGUGCUGGCACGUGACCCUUCAUCUCCCCCAUUUCCCAUUUGCUCCAGUUCCCCUGAGGUCUGAAUGUAAAGUCUAGGAUUUGUUUUGUGCACUUGGAAAAAUGGCAUUUCCUUUUUGAAAGGGAGGUGGGGACUGAAUACUAACAUAUGAAGGAUUAGUAUUUUCUUUGUGGUUUGUUCGGUAUUUUUUGGUUUUGUUUUUUUUGUUUUUUUUUUUUCAAUGUCUUAUGGGAGCCUAAGUUAUUUUUUUCUCUACCUCAUAUGUACAGCUUGUAGGUAUAAAUCUGAUUCUGAGUGACUGUUGAGAAUGUAUUUAAGUUAUUUAACAUCUUUGUAUAACAAAAGCCAGAACAAA
Messenger RNA from Alligator sinensis (Chinese alligator), 7317 nucleotides. RefSeq names its product Wnt family member 9A (gene WNT9A). The transcript has 4 exons. Lineage: Eukaryota; Metazoa; Chordata; Crocodylia; Alligatoridae. Gene Ontology annotation, cellular component: extracellular region. Bases 28 to 1125 code for a protein of 365 amino acids. Gene Ontology annotation, molecular function: frizzled binding; cytokine activity. The record is from RefSeq and is a predicted model, not a curated record. Gene Ontology annotation, biological process: neuron differentiation; multicellular organism development; cell fate commitment.